This is a messenger RNA of Paramecium tetraurelia, 2352 nucleotides long. RefSeq lists its product as uncharacterized. The transcript has 2 exons. The record is from RefSeq and is a predicted model, not a curated record. Lineage: Eukaryota; Ciliophora; Oligohymenophorea; Peniculida; Parameciidae. Gene Ontology annotation, cellular component: nucleus.
AUGAGAAUGUAUGCCCUAUUUGUGCUGUUGAUGUACGCCACAGCAUUGAAUUUCGAGGCAUCUUUGAUGUCCCACACUUUAGCAGAAGUAGACGCUUUAGACACUUCGCAAUUGAAUUGUUAAACUCCACGAUCUCAUUUUGAAGAUUUGGAAUAAACUUUAACUCAAUGGUAGUAAGUUUUGGAGAACAAGGAGCGCAUCCCUUCACAUAUUGAGACUCUAACAUAAAUGAAGCAUCUAAUUAAACAUAAAAAGUAUGAGCAACUAGUUGAAAAGAUUAAAGAUUUAGAUCUCAUUUCACCUCCUGUACUUUCUGAAUUAUAAAACAAAUUAUAAGGAUUGCAAUCUCAUGACAGACAUGAAAGAGAAGAGUGUACAGAAACUUUAACAAAAUUGUGUGCUUAUCUUAUUAAAUAAAUGAAUAAUGUUCACUAAUAAUGCCAAUAAUCACCAGUUACAGUCAUUAAAGUCAAAGGUAAGAUCGAGGAUCUCAAGAUUAUAUAAUCUGGAUGCUAAUAAUCAUGUCAACCAACUUGUCCAGAUGAGCCUGCUCCAGAAACACCCUCAGAAGCUCCAAGCGAAGAAUUUACUGAAGAGCCAGUUGAAGAAGGUGUUCCUCCAACAACUCCUGAUGAUGAACCAACUCCAGAUGAUAAACCAACACCCGAUGAUGAACCUACUCCAGAUGAUAAACCAACCCCAGAUGAGCCUAUAGUACCUUAAGACGAGGAAGGUCCAACUGAUGAACCACCUGUUAAUCCAAAUACCGAAGAAUCACCUGAUUAACCAACAGUGGCAGAAGAGGGAACAGAAGAAUGGACUAUUCCAGGAGAAGAACCAGAAGAACCAAAAGCAGUACCAACUACACCUGAUUAACCAGAGGAAGAUCAAGAAGAAUCUUCAAAUCCACCUGUCUCCCCUGAACCUCUAGUAUUCCCAGAGGAAUAAGAAGAAUCAUUCGGUUUUGAAGAAACUCCUCUUCCACCAGUUUCUCCUGAUCCUUUAGUGUUCCCAGAAGAAGAGGAGGAAUCAUUCGGUUUUGAAGAAACUCCCCUUCCACCUGUUACUCCUGAUGUUGUAGUAUUUCCAGAAGAAGAGGAAGAAUCAUUCGGUUUUGAAGAAACACCUCUUCCACCUGUUAAUCAUGAUCCAUUAGUGUUCCCAGAAGAAGAAGAAGAAUCAUUUGGUUUUGAAGAAACACCACAUCCACGUAUUUCUCCACUGCGUUUCCCAUUUUCAGAAGAACAUGAAGAGAUCGUUUUUGAAGAAGAACAAGAAGAAUAAGAUCCAAUUAUUUGCCAAUCAUCUGAAUCUACAGAUAUUAUAGAGUUGACAGCUACUUAAGUUGACCCUGGAUUUAGUAGCACACUUACAAUUGCAGGUGAAUAUGGUUUUGGUUUAUACUUCUAAAGAUUGUAAAAAUAUCCAGCAUUUGCUGAGGGUGAUGAAUUCCAUUUAGCCAGUUUAUAAGAUAAUGGAAACACAGUUUUGGGAGUAUUUGUAACUAAUACAGGUGUUAAAUGUGUUACUGUUGAUGGAUCUACACAUUAAUCUACAUCUGUAUCCAAUAGUGACUUUGAAGGUGAAUGGAGCUUUGUAUUCAUCAGUCAUGGUUAAGGAGUUACUGGAUGUGCAGUCAAGUUCUUUGAAGAAUUACCAGCAUUGAGAUCAACUCCUGCUUCCCAUGCAACUUACACUAGUUUAGACUUCAAGGUUGGUGGACCAUAAGAUUCUCAUCCAUCAUUCUAAGGAAAAGUAUAUGGACAGUUUGCAUCUUCAGUAUCAAAUCUACACUUCAACAGUUAAAGAUAAUAUAAUUUACUUGUUGAUUCAUGCAAUAGUCCACCAGAAGUAGAACUUUGUGAAUUAUAUACUGAUGAAUUAGGAGAUUAUCAAUUCUAUGGAUUUGAGGAUACAUCUGAUGAAAUAUUUGAGUUUUCAACUUGGGAUGCUGGUUACGCUGUUUCUGGUUGGUUGAAAUGGGAAACCUUAGAAGAUCAAGAUGUUUGGCACACUGUCUUCAGAUUAUCUGAAAAUGCAGAUGCUGAUUUGGAAGAGAUUAAAUUAGGAGACAGAGAUUUGGCUGUUUUUCUUGGUAAUGAAUUGGUUGGAGGUGCAUUUUAAUUUUCUACUUACACAUAUUCAGGAUCUGGUAAUCCUAAUUUAUGGGAUAAUAUUUAAUAUACAAAUACAUUGGGUUAAUGGCAUCAUAUUUACUUUGGAUACAACAGACUUUAAAGAAUAGCUAGUUUUACACUUUAUUUAAUGGAAGACCAAUUGAUUGGAGCAAAUUAACUUCUUGAUGCUCGCCAUUAUCUUGUUCCUUGGAGGAGACUUUAUAUUGGGUAAUGA